Colletotrichum navitas is the source of this 840-nucleotide messenger RNA. Its product is annotated as RNA recognition domain-containing protein. Gene Ontology annotation, cellular component: nucleoplasm. The record is from RefSeq and is a predicted model, not a curated record. The transcript has 2 exons. NCBI's taxonomy places the organism in Eukaryota, Fungi, Ascomycota, Sordariomycetes, Glomerellales, Glomerellaceae. The coding region runs from base 1 to 840 and encodes 279 amino acids. Gene Ontology annotation, molecular function: RNA binding.
AUGUCCAACACCACCGUCUACGUCAAGAACAUCGCUUCCGCGACCGAAGACAAGGAGAUCAAGGAUUUCUUCAGCUUCUGCGGCAAGAUCACCAACAUCGAGGUCACUCCCUCAGGCGAGACCAAGGAUGCUGCCGUCACCUUUGAGAAGGAGACCGCCGCCAAGACGGCUCUCCUCCUGAACAACACUCAGCUCGGCACUUCUCACAUCACCGUCACCAGCGCCGGUGGCGACCCCUCCGAUGAUGCUCCCCACCACAAGGACAACGCUAGCCGCGACUCGGAUGACAUUACCCAGGAGGAGAAGCCACGCUCUCGUAUCCUGGCCGAAUACCUCGCUCAGGGCUACGUCGUCGGUGAUGCUGCUCUUCAGCGCGCUAUCGAGCUCGACAGCCAGCACGGCGUCUCCAGCCGCUUCUUCAGCACCCUCCAGAACCUCGACCAGAAGUACCACGCAACCGACCGUGCCAAGGCCACCGACCAGUCCUACGGCAUCACCGCCAAGGCUCAGGGCAUCUUUGGCGGCCUGAGCUCCUACUUUGAGAAAGCCACUAGCUCUCCCACAGGCAAGAAGAUUGUGGGUUUCUACGAGACUGGCUCAAGACAGGUGCAGGACAUCCACGCCGAGGCACGCCGCCUCGCGGACCUGAAGAAGGAGGAGCAUGGCGGCAGUGCCCUUAAGGCUUCGGGCCUCGAGAGAUUCCUCGGCAAGGAGAAGGAGAAGUCUGUUCCUCCUGCCACUGGCGAGACCAUUGGUACCCAGUCUCCCACCAACCCCGACCCCACGACCGCUGUCCCUCUGUCCAAGCCCUCGGCUGCGACCGAUGAGAAGUCGUCGUAA